Cucumis melo (muskmelon) is the source of this 3727-nucleotide messenger RNA. RefSeq lists its product as uncharacterized. NCBI's taxonomy places the organism in Eukaryota, Viridiplantae, Streptophyta, Magnoliopsida, Cucurbitales, Cucurbitaceae. Bases 970 to 3468 code for a protein of 832 amino acids. The record is from RefSeq and is a predicted model, not a curated record. The transcript is spliced from 6 exons.
AUGUGAUUUAUUUUAUUUUAUUCUUCUCUAUUGAGGUUAAUUGUAUUGAUAUCUAAGAAUGCUGACCAUUAGUGUUUCAUCUGGUUAUACAGAUCUUAAUUUUAUCUGUUCCUACAUUCUCACAUUUCGGUUGAAUGUUCCAUUUUCUUUUCUUUCCAUGGAUUGGUUGCCCAUUAACGAGCUUUGCAAAGAGAUGGAACAAAAAAAAAAAAACAAAAAAACGAAAAAACGAAAACGAAAACAGGAACAUAAAAAAAAAUUAAAAAAAAAAGAAAAGAAAAGAAAAGAAAAAGACCGAAAGAGUAGAGACCCGAAACAAGGUAUUUCCACGUGCUAUUUCCCGUCAAACCUCAUUCCUUCACAAAUGGUUGAAUUCUUCUUUAUGUGCAAAUUCGGUUCAAACUUUCAUGAACCUUUCAACCCCAAUCUCGGAUUUUUUGUUGCUAAACUUGCUGGAGAAUUCCAUAGACUUUUGCAACCAUUUGAGUGGCAGUCCAAUAGGGUUUGUGAAAUUGUCAGCUUGCAGAAGCUGAGCAUUACAGACUGGGACGAACUAUCUUUCUUGCCAGAAGAUGUAGGAAAGUUGAUUAAUCUAAAAAAUCUAAGGCUAAGAUCUUGCAUUCAUUUAGAAGCGUUGCCUGAGUCGACAACAAAGCUUUGGGAAUUAGUCCUGCUUGUGCUUGAUAUAUCUGUCUCGGUCUUGCCAAGCUUCCCGAGAAGAUUGGUCAAUUGCAUAAGUUAGAAAAGCUAGGCAUGCACUGCUUGAGUUUCCGCAAGCUGCCAUUGUCGAUCAGAUACCUGAACUAGUUGAAGCUUUUAUGUGAUAGAGAGGUUGCAGAGUGGCUGAAAAAGAUUGCACCUUUCCUUACCAAACAGUGAAAGUGUAAGUGGAAGAAGCCAACCUGGAGUGGCUUGGCUUAUGAACCAUUCUUUGACUUAGAAUAUUGCUUAAUUUUAGGAGAAAGGCUCAUGACAACACCAGCUAAGGGAAAAGACAAAAAAAUGGAGCAUUCAAAACUCAAUAACCUUCACAACAAGGAGUAUGAUUUCCAUCCAUGUAGCCUUGUAAAGUGUAUUUACGAAGCUGUGAUCACAGUCAAUGGAAACAGCAACCACAAGUCCUAUAAAUUUUGGACCUUUUGGUUCCUAUUGUGGAGGGAUCCAAGUUAUCGAGGUAUAGGGCGUGGUGAUUUGGACACAUCUCCUGUGCAAAGUUUGGAUGGAAGUUUUAGAAAGUUCAUUUCCGGUUUUCUUCAAAAUGGUGUAGACUUGUCUCCAGCUCAAAGUUUGGAUGGAAGUUUUCGAAAAUCACACUCAGCUCAAUUAGGAUGUAGUCCAUCUGGCACUGCCUCAUCAGGCAAGUUUGUUCCUGUUUCAAGAAGAGUAUAUAAAGUGCUGAAGGAAUAUAAAAAAAAACUUAUUGAUUUUGAAAUCUUUAAUCAGAGCCUUGAGGAUUGGAUUGUGGAGAAUACUUCAUGCCAUUCUGCAGACGAGGAACCAAAUUUUCCUUCACCAUUUCCGAUCGACGAAAUUCAUGAGCUUGACUUGGCUCUUGAAGGAGUUUUGUUUCAGCAACUGUUCCGUAUGCCAUGUUCACCCUUCUCCAAUGAUCUAAUUGAAGAUGAAUUCCUUGCACUUGAAGACUUCUUUCAUGCUAUCAUCAACGGUUUAUGGCGCACAUUUUGGCAUAAGAGUAGACCAUUGCCGUUCUUUGUAUCCUGCCCCCGUAACUUGGGAUCAAAAUUCUAUACUGUGGAAAAGGCAAUUUCAAGGGGAAAGGUGAGAGAACUACAAGGCUUGGGCUUGAUUUCUAGAGCUGGAGAUGAGCUGCAUGCACGUUGGGAUCAAGUGGUGCAGUUUGCUUUAUUCAAGCGUAGCAUACUAUCAGAAGACGGGCUGAAGUUAUCGGCUCGUGUUGUUUGCGAAGCUCUCUUUUAUGGUUUACAUUUACUUAUUUUAAGGAGUUUAAGCAAAAUCAGUACUAUCAGAAACUAUGAUGCUGUUUUUGUUUCAAUAUUGGAUUCAAAAUAUGGUGGUGUAAUAAAACUCGGUGGAGAUCUUAGCAAACUUGACAUUAACUCAGCUAACCCCUACCAAUCUGCAGUUGACUGGAUGAGAAAUUAUGCUGAAGUAUGUGUUUCACCAGUUGAUCGUAUAUGGAACAAGCUCGGAAAUGCAAACUGGAGAGACUUGGGAACUUUACAAAUCCUGUUGGCAACUUUCUACUCCAUAAUUCAGUGGCAUGGUCUGCCAAGGCAUUCAAUCACAUCUGUUGCUUCAGACCAUGGUUUACGGUUACAGAAGCGUUGGAUGGAGUGUCGAGUUUCAGAAAAUGAAAAUACAGUGGUUCCUUUUGAACAGUCUAAUGGUCAUCCUGGAGAGAUUGUUGAACUCGAGCAGAUGGAUAGCCAUGUGUACAAGAACCAAGCAUCACGUUUGAAGCUUCGUCCUGGAGAAAUACUCGUAGUUGAUGAUCAAAGACGAGGGCAGAAAAGCUUUCAGGUGCAGGGAUCCUUGGUAGGUGUUAUUAACCGUUGUCUAUACACUGCUUUUUCAAUCGAUCGUCCUGCAGAGUUGUUGACACUUUACGUUGGAGCUCACGUGUCCAAUCUCGAGCAGUCCUGGGAAGAUAUGAGUCUUUGGUAUCAGGUACAGAGACAAACAAAAGUACUGAACAUCUUAAAGUCACAAGGAAUUUCAAGCAGAUAUUUACCUGAAAUAAUUGCCUCUGGCCGAAUCCUACAUAAUGGUCCUUGUAAGAAGGAGACCCCAGGGGGACGAUGUGAUCAUCCUUGGUGUGGGACGCCGGUGCUUUUGACAUCACCAGUUGGAGAGCAGCUUUCAUGGAUAGUUGCUCAGGAUGGCCCGUUCUCUUCAGAAGAGGCACUUCGUUGUUGUAGGGACUGUCUAGCUGCUCUAAGAAGUGCAUCUCUAGCUAGUGUCCAACAUGGUGAUAUCUGCCCCGAGAAUAUAAUAUGUGUUAGUGUGCACGAAUCAAGAAGUAGUUACUCAUACAUUCCAAUAUCUUGGGGACGUGCUGUUUUAGAAGAUCGGGAUAGCCCAGCUGUGAAUCUACAAUUCUCAUCCUCUCAUGCUCUCCAGCAUGGGAAACUUUGUCCAUCCUCAGAUGCUGAGAGCCUCAUUUAUCUCCUCUAUUUUAUUUGUGGUGGAUCGAUGGAGCAACAAGACUCCAUAGAAUCUGCAUUGCAAUGGAGGGAAACCAGCUGGGCGAAGCGAAUAAUUCAGCAGGAGUUGGGCGAGGUUUCAGCCCUGUUGAAAGCAUUUGCUGAUUAUGUGGAUAGCCUUUGUGGAACACCAUACACGGUCGACUACGAUAUAUGGUUGAAGAGAUUGAGCAGGGCAGUUGAUGGGUCGUCAGAUAGAGGCAAAACAGUUGAGGAGGUUGAUAUAGCUUCAAAGUUGGAAGAUGUGGCUGAGUCUUCAGGAACAUCAGGAGCUGGUGCUUAAGUUACAUUCUGUUGGUUGAGGCUGAUGAAUUCAGGUUGUUUAUUACAUUACAUUGCUAAGGUUUGAGUGGGGAUUCAUUUUUUUUUUCUUUUUCUUUAAAAAAAAAUGAGGGAUGAAAUGUAUGAGUUUUACCAUAUUCCUUCUCCCGAGGAAUAUGAUUUUGUGAAGUAGGCUGCUAUUGCAAUUGUUUGUUACCACUGUAAAUGCAUAACGUAUGCUCAAAAUUUAUGAAAUCAAAUCAUGUUUAUGUUUGUUUUUA